AUGGUUUAUCACAAGAUUGUUAAAGUGACCCCGAUAGAAUAUCGGGAUGUGGGCGACAGUCCGGAAGACUGGUUGUACCGCUGCUACGGGCCGACAUGCGGAGGUGGGGAGAUGGAGGAUGAGGUGCAAUGGACUAUCCAAGUAUGGGAUCCCCCAAAUUUCGGAGUUGGAGUCGUGGACGGUGCACAUGGACAGACAGCAGAUAUCAAUGUGCUUGCGAAGAACUUUCAAGACAACCAACCUCAAUAUGCAGAGGUCUCAAAUGUCAAAUCCCGGGAUGCUGAAGACGGGAUGGGCCAAUUCGGCUGUCCCAUGACGGGUCCGGCCCCACCGGGAACUUGGGAGCUCGGCUUUCACCCGUCCGUCAACAUGGUCGCUCGUCGUCUCAAGUCUCCUCUUGUCGGGGCAACAGCCAGCUUCGCCGCCUCUCAGAAGGUCACCGAGAUCGUCAAGUCUGUCAUUGACGACAUUCGAGCCAACGGCGACCAAGCCGUCCGGACUUACUCUGAGAAGUUCGACAAGUGGGCUCCACCGUCAUUUAGGCUAUCAGACAGCCAAAUACAGGAUAUCAUAUCAAAGGUACCAGAGCAAACAAUUAAGGACAUCAAAGAGGCGCAGAAAAAUGUCCGAACUUUUGCCCAGGCGCAGAGGGACUCUAUUAAAGAUGUCGAGAUAGAGAUACAGCCGGGCGUCUUCCUCGGCCACAGGAACAACCCCAUCAGCACAGCAGGGGCUUACAUUCCCGGAGGUCGCUAUCCUCUCCUCGCUUCAGCCCACAUGACCAUCACUACUGCCAAAGUCGCCGGCGUAAAGCACGUUAUAGCAUGCACGCCGCCUAUCAAUGGCCAGAUCCCUCAUGCAACGGUAGCCGCCGCCCAUCUCGCCGGGGCGGACGAGAUUUUCAUCCUCGGCGGGACGCAAGCUGUAGCCGCCAUGGCGAUCGGCACGGAGACCAUCAAGAAGGUCGAGUUCCUGGCCGGCCCAGGAAACGCCUUCGUCGCAGAAGCCAAGCGGCAGCUCUUCGGAGAGAUCGGGAUUGACCUCCUGGCCGGGCCAACAGAGACGCUUAUUGUGGCCGACGAGCACGCCGACCCCUUCACCGUGGCGACAGACCUGCUCUCGCAGGCGGAGCACGGCCCGGACACGCCUGCCGUGCUGAUCACGACGAGCGAGAACGUCGCACAGGAGUCGAUCAGGUUCGUUGACGAGCAGCUCAAGACUUUGUCCACGGCCGAGCUCGCGGCGACGUCGUGGCGGGAUUACGGAGAGGUGGUCGUCGUAGACGAUCUGGACGAGGCUUUCGCGCUGGCUGAUGACUUCGCAAGCGAGCAUGUCCAGAUCCUAACCCAGAAGCCGAGGGAGGCUCUGGAGAAGAUGACAAAUUAUGGCGCAUUGUUCUUGGGCGAGAAGACAUGUGUGUCCUUUGGUGAUAAGUGCAUCGGCACGAACCAUGUCCUCCCAACUCGCAAGGCAGGCAGGUAUACUGGUGGGCUCUGGGUCGGCAAGUACCUCAAGACUCAAACGUAUCAAGAGGUCGUUUCGGAAAAGGCGAGCGGUGAGCUUGGUAAACUCUGCGGCCGGUGUGCCAGAGCAGAAAAUUUCGAGGGCCAUGCACGGUCAGGGGACCUCAGGAGUCAGCUGUACCUCAAAGAUCAGUACGAUUGGAUUGACCAAGCCCGGGCUGCGAAGCAGGUCAAUGGACACUGA
Messenger RNA from Diaporthe amygdali, 1707 nucleotides. RefSeq names its product histidinol dehydrogenase. The transcript has 5 exons. Gene Ontology annotation, molecular function: NAD binding; metal ion binding; histidinol dehydrogenase activity. Gene Ontology annotation, biological process: L-histidine biosynthetic process. The record is from RefSeq and is a predicted model, not a curated record. Gene Ontology annotation, cellular component: cytoplasm. NCBI's taxonomy places the organism in Eukaryota, Fungi, Ascomycota, Sordariomycetes, Diaporthales, Diaporthaceae. The coding region runs from base 1 to 1707 and encodes 568 amino acids.